Molecule: messenger RNA, 3176 nt
Organism: Myxocyprinus asiaticus (Chinese sucker)
Lineage: Eukaryota; Metazoa; Chordata; Actinopteri; Cypriniformes; Catostomidae
Product: protein phosphatase 1 regulatory subunit 1B-like
Exons: 5
Coding region: 219-803 (194 amino acids)
Biological process (GO): intracellular signal transduction
Cellular component (GO): cytoplasm
Molecular function (GO): protein phosphatase inhibitor activity
Source: RefSeq, a predicted model, not a curated record
GAAUCAUCUCUUGGCAGAAAAGGGGACAUCUAAAAGGAAGAAAGAGCAUUUUUACAGCAGUGUUCUUAGAAAUAGAUGUUUUUUCUCUGCACGCACCAAAAAGCACAAGACCUUAUCCUCUAAUCAAAUACACUUUUUGGACAUAAUGCUGCAAGGUGCUUAAUGAACCAACAGAAGGACUGAUUCAGCAUUAGACUGGUGAACUUGCGUAUAAAUCGAUGGACCCAGAAUUUCCAGCAGACAUGGAGGGAGAUGUGAGAGACAGGAGGAAGAUUCAGUUCUCCGUGCCCUCUGCACUGCCUACCCAACUGGAUCCCAAACAAGCAGAGUUGAUUCGGCGCAGAAGACCGACGCCUGCAACCCUGUUCCAGCUAACAGAUCAUGCAUCUCCAGACGAUGAGAGUAUCAGCCAUCAGUUGCCUGUUAUUGAAAAUGGAGCUCUUAAGCCAAAAAGAGUCACCACAGCCAUCUACGAGCCGCCAUCACUGAAGGCAGUUCAAAGGAUGGCUGAAGCUCAUAUGCAGUUUCUGGAUGCUCCGCAGCCAGGAGAGGGCAGCACAAUCUCUGAUUGCUCAGAUACAGAAGACGUACAUGCAAUAUCUGCCAAAGAUCUCCCUAAAGACAACAGAUCAGUCCAAUCAAAGUGUCACCUGGAGUGUGAGGUCACCAGCCAGGAUACAACAUCCAGCCAACAGCCAGAUAAUCCAGGCAAAGCUGAGGAGGACAGCAGAAUAUCUACAGGGAGAGUGAUGAAUGAAGAAAGAAACAGAGUUAAACAUGAGAAGAAAGGAAAAGGAAAAUAAUAAUUGUGAGCAGGGACUAAAAAUGAUUCAAGGAACACAUUUUUCUUUUAUUUUAAUUGUUCCGGAGUGAAAACGUUAAUUUUAAAUGCUGGUAACUGGUUAUAACCGGUUAAUUUCGCUCCGAUAAUUUUUUCAUGAAACCAAAGGCCAAAGGGUUUAUCAGAGUACAUUUUUGGAACUACACCACUUCAUGUUGCCUGAAAAAUGAAACGUGCUUUGAUCCUGAAGGAAAAUUACACAUUUCUUUGCCUAAUUGCCUGUAGUGGAUGUUGAAUUCUGUGAAUGAAGAUCUUUUUGAACAACUAUGUUUAAUUACUACAUAUACUUGAACGGCUAAUCCAGAUACAAAGAUAAUUAUUAGAGGUAAAAAGUACAUUUCUCAGUUGUUUCCAAGUCUUCACUGAAUUAUUGUUAGAUAUGAUGCAUUCAUACAGAUUUGAUGCUACCGGCUUUUGACUAAGAAUCAGAUCUGUAAAAUUAUACUUAACUGUUAAUUAACUGUAUGCUUGUUAUGAUUUCUAUGCUGAUAAAUCCACCACACAAGAAAAAAAAAAUUGUGCUUAUUUUCAUUUAUUUUGGUGAGGCAAGUGGCUUAUUUUGGGCUUGCUUUUGCAGACCAGGUUGCUUGUUUCUCUUGCGAGAUCUGGAAAAAGUCAAAUUGGUAUUUCACCCACCCCUUAGCGCAGAGUACUGUCAUUUUUAAAAGAACGUUAUUAACCGUUCUUUUAUUUUGUUUCAACAGGUAACAUUUUGGAAAGGAGGCUGCAGAACUUCUGAACCGGAAUGAAAAAAUACCGUUCUUGUUCAGAACGAACUGAAAUGAAAAACAUUUCAUUUUUAGUCCCUAAUUGUGAGUGAAGUGGAAAGGGUGUAAGCUUUUAUUAAAAUCUGACUUAUUGGUGAAUCUCAUGAAACCUCUGAAGAACAUUUUCAUGACAUGUUUCAACCCACAAAAUAAAUAAAUAAACCAAGAAAUUCUAUUUUGAAAGAAAAUGAAGCCUAUUUUGACAUGUUUGACCAUUGUGACAUUUAUUUAAUGUAAAAGUUCCCUAAUUUUCAUUUCUGUAAAGCAAAAAGUUCGACAUGUUACUUGGACAGUUUUCAUGAGCACUGCAAACAAAUAAUAUUCUUAUUAUGACAAACAAGUAUACUUGUUUUAAACAUCCUUAAAAUUUGUAAAAUUUACCUGAGAAGCAAAAAUUUUAGAUAUUUUGUUUGGGUGCACUGGCAGAUUUUUCACCUCUUAAGCAUAAAAAAAAUAAAUAAAUAAAAAUCUUCCAGUGCAACAAGAAGAAAUACACUUAUAGCACUUAUACACAGAUAAUUUGACUGGAAAACAAGUCGAAGAUGCUUUUUGUAGUGAGAUUCACCCUAAUAUGCAUUUUUAAGAGAUUAUUUUUUAAAACGGAGAGGUUGAUGUGAUUGUUGUCAAAGAGAAUAGAAAAGGGGAGAUAAGGUUCAACGUUGGUUUAAUGUAGUUCUAAAACAAAGAAUUCGGGAGGAACUAAUUCAUCUAAUCUUGUCAGUCAUUAAACAAGAGUAUAAACAGAUGCAUACCUCACUACCGUGACAAUUCUUCCAACAUCCCUCCACCACCCCAUCUCCUGCCUUAUUAACUUAAUUUAUUACAUUAUUAGUCAGUAAUAAAUUAAGGAGGGGAUUGUAUGCGUAUGUGAACUUGUGAUUGAGCAGGUGAGGACAGCAAUCAUACUGUCAGUACUGUACACUCAAUACGCAUUAUACAGUAUACUCACAUAUCUAGAUUGUGUUUAUUCUGUAAGGGUCUCGUUUUUUUUUUUUUUUUUUUUUUUUUGCAAUUUUAUUAAAAUUACUGUAAUUAACACUACAGUACAGUAAUAAUGUUUGAAAUAUUUUGUGUACAUUAUGGAAUGUCUAUCAUUUUUUUCUCAAUAGAAUUUAUAGUGAAUGUCAAUAAAUAAUUAAACAUGGUUGUACAAUACAGUGGCCCAAAAAAUAUUUGGACACUUAAAAAUUUUCAAAUUGCUAAAAUGUUGCAGAAAAGUGAAGUUAGUUUUGAGAAAAGCCCUUGCAUCAUUUGUUUGAUAUUUUGUUAUCUAAUGCAAUGACUUUUAGGCAACUGGAGUCAGGGUGAUUUUUAGUAAAUGUAUAAAGUCAGUUCUCCUCAAAUUCACACAGGUGUCCUAGCAGACUUCCUACAGGUGUAGUGGACAUGUUGGACAACUAUGGACAUGUCCCACUAAUGUUUGACAACCACAAAGUAGUACUUUUGGUCUUCAUGUAUUGCUUGUAAGUGUAACUUACAGAAAGUGAACAAACACUUUUGGGGCCACUGAAUGUGCCAAAAAUUAAUCCACUUGUUCUCACUCUUUGACAAUAAAAAUGUUGAAAGCA